Lachancea sp. 'fantastica' is the source of this 381-nucleotide messenger RNA. Lineage: Eukaryota; Fungi; Ascomycota; Saccharomycetes; Saccharomycetales; Saccharomycetaceae. The record is from the annotation of a GenBank genome assembly.
AUGGUCAGUAAAGUAGCCAAGCGGAAAGCUGAAGUUUCAAGCUCCACUUCAAAGUUUUCAGAUACAAUUUCUGCCAGCUGGAACGCCUACUACAAGCAAGUUUCUGAAAACCUGCAUCUACGGCUGAUCGACAGUUUUCUCGUGGUUUUGGUAGCUGCAGGCAUUGUGCAAUUCCUGUUCGCGUGUGUUAUUGGUGACAGUUUUCCUCUGAAUGCCUUUUUGGCUGGGUUUUGUGCUUGCGUAGGCCAGUUUGUUCUUCUGGUCAGUUUGCGAAUGCAAUGGGUAGAACCAUUUCCCGGGGUUAGUCGUGAUCGUGCGUUUGUUGAGUUCGUGGGCGGAUCUCUGGUUCUGCACUUUCUGAGCUUGCAUUUCGUCAAUUGA